CUCGCCCAGUUUGGUGCAAUUUUCGAAAAGCUUUUUCACCCUUCUCUCUGUUCUCUGUCUGUCUGGCUGUCCGAGGAUGGUGUGGAAAAUGUCAGUCAAAAUUUAAGUUUUUCUCUUCCAUCGGUAGCGAAAUUUGGUCGUGUGUUUAAUUUCGGAAUUAUCCCUUAACCGUUUCCCGGUGUUUUCCUGUGUGACUAAGAAGUGAGAUACCUUGUGCAUAAAGAAAGUCUGAUGCCAUGCAUUAGCAAGGACGAAAGUCAGCAGUGUCGUGGUCAAUCAUUUCAGUGUUUCUUAUUUCCUCGUGUGUCCUGUUGAAUCAUCUUACAAAACUAAGGCGGUGGCGUUGGUGAAUAUCUCGUAACUCAGUGGCAGUGAGAAUGAAUUUCUCCGCGUUUGGUGGUCCAUUUUCCGGAAUCCACCAGUUUGCGGCAAAGUUUGGCAGUAAUGAUGGAGCCUUCACCAGCACGAAUACUGCGGCUGGAAAUGGCGCCGGACCAGGUGGCAUUGUGGGUGGUGGAGGUGGUGUCGGUGGCGUUCCAGGAGGAGGAGGAGGAGGUGGCGGAGCGACUGGUGCUCCGGGAAGCGCCUCUAUUGGCCAACAGGAUCUGAACCGAUACCAUGGAUCGAAUGGAAAUCAUUUCAAUCAGAAUUCUACCUCAAUGGUCAACACCAUGUCCUACGGCCAAAACAUCUCUAUCCCGUACAGCCAGCCUCAGACCGAUCAUGGAUUUAUCAACAGUAUGCAAACCGAUCAGAAUAAACUGAAGAACAGUAUCAAGAUCGAUCGUGACGAGAUGAUAAACCAGCAAAUUCUACAGAAUGUGAAUCAAUCCUGGCAAACGUUGGCCAAUCCUACCAACACGGUUGACUAUUCGUCACAUCUGCUGUCAGCCACACUGCCAAUCUCGAUACAACACUUUCUCAAGUAUUCCGAAUCUAUCAAAAAAGAAUCAAAUGGCGUUGGCUCUGGUCUGACUUCCCCGGGGCCACUGAGUGGGCUGAUAGGAGUCGAGACGAAUGCGUUUAACGUGCAAAAAGACUUACUCAAUUUUAAGAACGGUUCGAACUUGAAUUUAGCACUAGGAAAUGUGGCCGUUAGUGCCGCAGCUGCAAGCUUAGGACUGAAUCAUCAGCAUUUGACCCAUCACAUCAGCAGUCAUCAGGACACCAGCCAUAACUAUGGAAACAUCAAUCAGCUUCCAAUUGUAUCUACCAAUACAACUAAUGGCCAAACACAGCCUAUCAGCCAACAAAACGCUAUCAACGGUACGAUAAAUGGAGGCACGGUUCCAACAACUACGACCGCCAGCACGAAUGGUACCACUGGAGCUACUACUACCGGCGGAACGACCACAACCGGAAAAUCCAAACGCCAAAAGAAGGAAAAGAAACGUAAACCACCGAAGGAGAAGAAACCCCGCCCGAAACCGGGACAGAUUCGGGAAACAAAGGCACUGGACGGAUCGCCGCUGUUUUGCUGUCCGGAGUGCCAGAUGGCAUACCCGGAACGUGGGCUGAUCGAGCAGCACGUCAUUUCGCACGCCGUCGAACGUCGCUUCGUAUGCGACAUUUGCCAUGCGGCUCUGAAGCGCAAAGAUCAUCUGACUCGGCACAAAUUGUCGCACAUCCCCGAUCGGCCGCAUAUUUGUAGUAUAUGUUUAAAGUCGUUCAAGCGUAAGGAGCAGCUCACUCUUCACAUCGUGAUUCACACUGGCGAGAAGAAACAUGUUUGCAUUGAGUGUGGAAAAGGUUUCUAUCGGAAAGACCAUCUGCGCAAGCACACACGUUCACACAUCGCCCGUCGGGUCAAGUCGGAGAUGUCGGCUCAAACCGGUUCCGGAUCGAACAACUCCACCAACGCCAACAGCAAUUCAGCCCUGGCUUCCUCACUGAUGGCUACCAACAUGCAGGGUGCUCCGGUGACAGCUUCCUGAGCCUCGUACAAGGACUUUUGGUAAGGUGGAUGUUCUAAUCUUUCUCCAGUAGAAAGUUGCUCACGUAGGUGGUAAUGAGAGUGGAAUUGGAUGAAGAUAUGAUCAAAGGUUGAUGGUAAGUAUUUAUGUUGUUAUCAUCCUCUGAUACGCAAUAGACCAUAGUCAAGCAAUACCAGAUUGCAUCUAUCUAGAUUUAUUUCAAGUAGAAACUGUUGAAACUUACACCUUAAAGAGCAGGCAUGUUGAAAAAAACCCUACCGUCGAGUCGUUAUGAUUCUCAAUUCUGCAUUCAUUACACUUACUGAGAGAAUGUCGGAACUACCUUAUCAAUAGUCCCUAUCCUGAGUUGCCUGUUGAAUUACGGCUCAACCUACGAAUUGAACCAUCAGCAGGCAUCUCGAUCGAUUUUGAAACAGAACCUGAGUUAAACGAAAUAUCGAACAUUGUGUUAAUAUCUAAGGGCAAAAGGACAAAUGUUUUGGUCCAAAACCGAGUAUACGUGCAAUCUGACCUGAUCUGAACCUUUCUCCACCGGUAACUGAUGGGUAGCGAUAACGGGAAACCCUGACCGUACUAUCAACCGCUCUUGAAUUCGCUUUAAUAUGAUGACGAUCUUCAAAGCACACUAUCUCCGCCUCCUGAUAAUAGCAAUAAAGUUCGAAUCAUUGUCCACGCAAUCGAAUAAGAAAUAAAGCUACAUUCUUCAGGACUCUCCGGCACGGAUGAGGACCGGAAUGUUGCUACGACAGACUAAAGAAUAUACGAAAUCAAUAAUAUAAAUGACAGAUAAUAUUUUUACUACCGAAUGUUGCACAAACAGCUGCAAAUAUACGACGAUAUACAAUUGGAGAAGGUGUAAUGUUUUAUUUUUCGAGCGAAAACAGCUGAUGUGGUAGAUGAUAUCCUUAAGAAUAUAUAUAUUUUGUACGGAGUAUUAAAUAUCCAGUAAAAGAGAUGUUUAAGCUAACAAAUACUAUAUAUAAAACAGAAGUAUUAUGAUGACUAAAUUAUAUGCAUUAAAGUUUUAACAAAAAGUGUAAUACAUUAGGAGGAGCGGAUGAGAAUUUGCACUGAAAGCAAGUUGUUAAGUGAUUGGAACAGAGUUUUGGUAAAGGAUUUGAACAGAACAAAAAUAGAACGGGAAUUGUCGAGCCGCCGUUAGAUGUAGGAGGGAAAAUAUCUGCGAAACAAACUGAAAUAGGCUACCUUGCAUUAAAACAAAACAAAAACUAUGUCUACCUAUAGAAAAAAAGAAUGAUUCUCCUAAUAAACUUAAACUAGACCGACAAACAUUAUCGCAUGCAGCAAAGAAAGUAUAUAAGAAUUCAAAGUACAAACUAAUAAAAGAGAAGAAAAUAAUAACUGUUGAAACAAUAGUCAAAACAAAUACAAAAACCAGAACGUUACUCCAAAAGUUGCAGAAAUUAAACAAAUAACAACAAAAACAAACUUACCAAAGCGAUGUUCAAAUGAUUACUACAACAAACAAAAACGUAUGAAUUUUCAGCGAUACAAUAUAGUAUAGAAAGCUAUCACCUAUUUCUUAUAACCGAGAAGAAUUGAUAUUAGCACCAGAGAAGUGAACUAGACGAGAGGUAAAAUGCUAUUUUAUUAUUUUCAAGCAAACAAGAGUUGACAUCAGAACAGAAUUACCUGGUAACACUCAAACCGAAUCAUGAUAUAAACAAAAACAAUAACACUGUAAAAACAAUCCUGAUUGAAGCUGUUAGUAAAAUGACAACAAAAACCCGUAACGCAAACUCCGCAAAUGUGAGUUCAACUGUUGUGCAAUAGCCAAUAUAUGUGAUUUUAAUUAAAAAGACCCCAGACAAAACACAGAUUAGUUUCAAGUCCAUCUUCUAUUGCAUGCGAGGCGACUAACUGGGACGGUUCGGUUGUUAUUUUUGCUUGUGUAAUUAGUCGCGCCAUUGCUGUCGGGAUACUGUGUUAUGUUAUUCACGCCAUUGACAAAUUUUUAUAUAUUUUUUUUUCAUUUGUUAUUCCGUAAUAGUAUAGGGGGUACUGGGCCAAUUCGGACCUAGUAAGGGUUAAAAGCAAAAGAAAUGAAACAUGUCAAUUGAUUUGCAAAUAAUUAUUUUUUCUUGAAAGUCUGAUUAAUUACGCACAUUUUUUCUAAAGCGACUUUUUCCGAUCAUUUACCAUUUUGUGUAUAAACUGCUCUGCCUAAAAAUACCUCAAAGAAUUACUUCAACCCUGGUCUAAUUCGGAUGACCCAUUUCUUAUCGUUUUUUUUUGCAAUAGAAGUGAAUUCCUAGUUUGCUCUGAGUUUUUCCUUUUUGUUAUUUACUUCAUUUCGAAUUGUUAAAUGAAAAGUUCUCUUUGUUAUGUAAAACUUUAUAGUAAAUAUACAAAGGAAGUAGGAGCUGGUCCAAAUCACCUAAAAGGGGUUAUGAGCUAUAACAGCAAGAUCUUUCGACCUAUUUGUGAAAUGUUUUCCUAAAAGCUUCAAACGGUUUUUCGCCAUCUCACGUCAGAUAGAAGGGGAGCUAGGGGCGAGUUGGCAGUUGGCGGAAUUCUCUUUUCUCCGUUUCUAUUAAGCUUAUAACGCUGCCUCUUGUUGUGUACCUCAAGUAAUGUGAAGCACGUUAUCCAAUGGACCAUUGUUGCAACACAUUUUGUUCUGUAGAAGUUCCCUCUCCUAGGUUGAUGGGUUUGGCGGUAUUGUAAACAUCAUCAAGCAUAUUGCGUGCAUCAGUGCUAGAAAACCUCUGUCAGACAAUUGCUUUAAGAUAGUUAUUGCAUUACGCCUCGAGAGUGAUGCAUCGAAGAAACCGAGAAAGCUUAUGGGCCUUUUUAUGUUUUGUGUAUUUUCAUACUCUGCACCAGCCCUAACUAAUGAUCAAUCAUUAGCCUGUGCGCGCUGGCUUGGCCGAUUGGCGGAUCGACGUGGAUUGACUUUAGCUGUGUGCCUUGUUUGCAGAUAUUAUUGUAUUAGACUGCACAGUGUUGGUGGACAAGGCUCACGGUGGGGCUCAUUGAGUGACGAAUUCAGCAUCGUGCGCAAGCUAAUUAAAGAAAUGUAUAAAUAGAAGCCCAAUAGUGGUCAUUUUGUAAUAGUUGUAGUUUUUAGUACUAGUGAACAAUUUGUAUGUGCUAGUCGUAUGUCUAUCUGUGCAUGUGUUCGUCUGAGUAUUUGCAACAGCUGGGUCAGGGAAUGGAUGCAUAACUGCCAUAUAUGAUAGAAUAGUGGAUAAUCCUUCCAUUAUUCAGUUUGUGUAUUCGAUUCUAUUCACUCGGGAAGAUCAGAUUGAAUAAAUUAAUGUACAGUUAAUUUACUGACGCACGUGAAUCAUCCAUUCCCGGUCGGCAUAGCUUGAUGAAAUUCUUACGGAAUACAAUUGCCGUUAAUGGCAAAUAAACAUCACUUGCUGGCAUUUAUACGAGCUAAAGUAGUUUACAUGUUACAUGUGUUCUUUACUUCUAUUUCAUUAGUCUGUUUUGUUGUACUUCUAUUAGUUGGCUUUUCCUCUACCUAUGUAUACCAAAAAUAAUAUCGAUCAAUUUAUAGGGGAGAGUUUAUCCCCACUACUUAUAAUUAAUCUCGUUGCAUAUUUUUCCUUUAUUCGGCACUUUUAUACAAUAUCCUAAAUUAGAUUCAUGCUAACACUCACUAACACAAUUAAUUCCAUAUUUUCUCAUAUACACUCACAAUCUCUCUCAUCCCAAACGUACAAACGCUCGUGCCCUUCGCGAUAACACACACCUGGUUACAAACGCGAACAUGUAAUUGCAAUGAUCUACACAUAUUUGCGCCCGCUUCACACUUAAUUUGAAUUACCUGGUACAGUAAAAUUUUACUGGGGUUUGAACAGCAAACCGUUCGGUAAUCAAUUCAGUAAAACAAUUCGAUUACCGAACUCUCCGCAAUCCGUUCCAUCCAAACGUCAAAAAAUACUGGUCAGUCAGCAGUUUCCUCUGAAUAUGGCGACCAGAUGAUUUGCUGUACCUGUUAUGAAAUUUUUUGACGAGGUUCGGUAAUGUUGGUAUAAUUUUGCCGAACAAUCUGACGAAAUUUUACUGGAUAAUGUUUAUGUACCGAAAACAAUAAAAGUGCUGAUAAAUUCAGUGGAAAAUAUUGCGGGUUUCAGCAAAUUAUUCCAAAAAUUACUGAAAAUCGCUAAAAAAUCAAAACUUUUCGCAAUUUUUCAAACAAUUUGCAGACUGCUCCGUAAAAAUAUCACUUUACUGUGCAAGUCGUCGAAAAAAAAUUACUGAACAACUUUUGGCUGGCUUAGUGUGUAUCUCGCUAACAUUAAAGUACCCUUGUAAUUCAUCCAAGAGUCGCCCUGUGUCUCCUAAAAAUAUAUCGAUGUGAAAUUUUUAUAGGAAAUUUAUCAAGGAAACAAAGUCUCGAAGUCCGCAAAACGCUUUGACGAUUGUGGAAAAAGUUAUUAAGCAAAAAUCGACUGAAGAUUGACGAAAAUUUCAAUUUUCAUAGCACUACUGCUGCUGACGGUCGAAUUACAUACAGCAUUUUUAACUUUCUCUAACUGUGUACAAAAGAAGCCUCAAUUUGUCCCUCAAAACUCUUGGAAAGUGACUAAACAGUUCAGAUCAUUGAUUUACACUGUUUAGUAUCGAAGGCGGAGGGACGAACUUGGACCAAAAACCGAUUUCCAAACGACCGUAAUUAACCGCGAGUACCUUUUUCGAAUUUCAAUUUCGGAGAUAAACAAAAACGCGACCGAACGUUACUGUACCAAUUCAUUUUAUUAUGUUUUUUCAAAGAAAAAUGUUCACAUCAAUUCAUUGUCUUCCGGCAAAUGACAUUGUAUGAGGAAAACAUAGACAGGUUGUACGCCACGGGGUGGACGCACCGAUGAUCACCAACAUCCAUCCCGCCUUGGGGCAACGGCUCAAUCAGGAAGUGAACAAGGCUGCUGGACCGAGCGCUGUUAUUCCGAUUUACCUCUACGAGUGACGUUGCGUACUAGUCCUUGUUUAUCCGGAUGAACCUAAGCUGAUGGUGGGCUACUAUCGUUCUUCACUAGUACCAAUUACCCAGACUUCAAGUUAACCUGCUUCAUUUUCCACUUUCCUUUUGGGUGCAACGUGGCAAUGUACUUAUCACGCCUACGUUUCCAAAACUCCUCCGUAUACCGUUGUACUCUUUGUCAUCGAUCGAGCUGAUUCAUCUUGAGAUGAGUGUCUAGGUCUAGUUCAGGCAAUAGAUUUAACGGUUGUCCAACUAAAAAAUGUCCCGGUGUAAGCGCUUCGAGGCUAUCGGGGCAUGAAGAGAUAGAACAGAGGGGUCUCGAAUUGAGACAAGCCUCCACUUGACACAAUACCGUCGACAACGGAGGUUUUAACUACCGCUUCCCAUAUGCCACCUUGGUGUGGACUUGAGGGACAGGAAUGAAUCGCCAACAAAUUCCGAAAUUUAUGAAGAAAUACUCCUUUUGCUUGACGUGUUUGGUAAAAACGUCAUAGAUUUCCUGCAGCUAUUGAUCGGGACCUACCAGAUUCGUGCCGUUAUCGGACCACACUUCGCUACAAUAUCCACGGCUUGCGAUCAUCCUCUUGAGGGCUCUUAAAAACGUAUCAGUGGUUAGAUCUCCUGCAACUUCCAAAUGGAUAGCCUUACUUCAAAGGCAAACAAAAACAACAAUAUAUCCUUUCAUACACCGUGCUCCUCGAGUGUUCCCAGUCAGCGUAGCAAGCAGAAAGUUAGCAAAAGUUGAGCAAAGCGAAAUUGAUUCUGACAGCGUUUCUGCCAGUGUUUUGUGCGAUUUGUGUGAGAAUUCUGGCAAAGAAUUCGCUCAAAUGCAACAACCGUUUCUGACACAAGCGGUUGAACUAACCGACGCUGCUCUUUUUUAGCCAGAAUCCAACGAGGAAUGUACGGUCAAGAUUUCUGUGCCACAUCUUUGUCAGAUGUUUUGCUCGAUUCGUGCUAAAUUCUACCAGGUAGAAAUUGCCAGGAUCUUUUGCACGAUUUAUUUCCGAGUUAUGCCAGGGUUUUGCUCGGUUUCGACAUGCCACUCACUGUCACUCGAGCCGCUGCCAAACUUCCCAUCGACUGUUUUGCUGUCAGCGCCUUGCGACGACAACACAUCAUACACCCCAUUGAAUUACCUGUUUAAUAAUCCUUUGACAACCUUGAACCCAAUAACGCUGGUUGUUUGUUGCUGUCAUUAAAGUUGACCCGGCGUGGCAAUUGUUGACAUGAAUCUCCUCCAGCAGUAGUUUUGUUAAGCGACGAUUUUUCGAUGAAAUUAUCGGGUGUUUGACGUCGAAUGUAUACAAUUAGUGUUGCAACCGGGCACCGACCCGGAGCGUGCCGGUACUAUCCAGGAACGGAUACAGUCUUGAGAUGCUAAACUUGCAGGGAACAUUAUCCCCAUGAGCUUGCGCCUUAAUUUCACCUUCGUAGAAUUCUUGCUGCGCCAGCCGGACGAACUGCAUUCGAGCCUGAUUUAGCUCCGACGGUAAAAUUGAACCGGAGAUCUUGUUGUUGUCCAUAUUGUAAACGAAUCUCCUAACGCGAGCGAGCUGCUAACAUGCAGCGUUGAGUUCGGAUCGUUGCUCCAGGAUUUGCUUCUCGAUUAUGUUCCUUGUUAUUGGAAAACUACCGGUAAUGUUUAAAGAAUGAUACCACUUACGCACCUCCAGUGUUCCUUCAUCGUGUGUAUUAUCUGGUACGUCUUGGCUCCAUGUCAGGGAUUCUUCAGAUAGCCAAGCAGGCCGUUUCCAUCAGAGCAGUUAACUGCUAAGCUCUAGCGGGGAUAUGUCUCGAGGAGCACAAUCCGCCGAAUUUUCCCUCGAUGUGACGUGUGUCCAGUGCCUUCUAGGCAGUAUGUCUAGGAUCGAAGAUGUUCUAUUUGCUAUGUGAGUGUUCCAUUUCCAGUGAGCGGAUAACCAUUGCAAAACAAUCGUAGAAUCUGUCCAAGCAUACUGUUCGAUCUGGAAUCUCUCUAACGGUUCUGCAACCUUUCUGAUGAGUUUCGCCAACAGUUCAGCUGCAUUGAGCUCUAGACGUGGUAUGGAGAUUUUUCGCACGUUCGUUUUCGCUGCUAGUGUGGUGACAUGGACUUCGCCGUUGCUGUCAGUUGACCUAAGGUAUACCACAACUUCGAAUGCCUUCUCAGAAGUGUCUGAAAAACCAUGCAGCUGAACGCGGCCGUUGUAUUUGGGUGCCCAUCUGGAUAUCUUAAUUUGCUUAAGCUGAUGUAGGUUUUUCUUCAACUCGCUCCACGCCUCUCCGAUGGUGGGGGGCCGCAUUAUGCCAGUUAAGAUCGUAGAGCCAACAUUUCUGGUAGAGAAUUUUGACUCGUAUAAUCAUUGGUGCAAACCAUCCGAAAGGAUCAAAUAGUUACGCUGAAUCCGACAAGAGUUGGUGUUUCGGUUGACAUGGUUACCUUGAACGUGAACACAUCUUCCCUUGGAACCCAAUGCGUUCCAAGUUCCUUCACGGCGUUCCGUUUAUCAGGAAAUUGGAUCAAUAUCGAGUUGUUGGUUGUGUCUGACAAUGACUCCAGCACUUCGCCAGAGUUCGAGCUCCAUUUGCGAAGCGUAAACCCAGCUUCACCGAGAAUUUCAUUUAUCUGCCCAAUAAGCUUUUUUGCCUCAUCCAUCGAAUCUGUACCUGAUGUUAAGUCGUCGACGUAUGGUGUAUCUACUGCUUCUGGAUAUUUUGUCUCGAAAGUCUCAGCCGCCUUGUGCAGUGCAGCCAUCACUAGGAACCCGGAGUUCUUAAGUCCGUAGGUAAAAGUAAGAAGACGAAAAUGUUGAUCCGAUGAAUCUCGCUAUACGAUACGCAUGUAAGCGGUGUCGUCAUGAUGUACCAAUAUCUGACGAUACAUCUUCUCGAUGUCCGCUAUGAAUACAAUCGGAAAGGUUCUGAAUCGCAGUAGCACUUCGAACAGAUCUGCGUUGAUGUUCGGGGUGUCCAAUAUUAUAUCGUUGAGUGAUGCUCCGGUCGUGGUUGCAGACGAGCCGUCAAACACCUCCUGGAUUUUGGUAGUGGUGCUGUCUUCUUUGGCGACGCCGUGGUGCGGCAAGUAAUACGACUUUGACCAAUCCAAGGAGCUUUUAUUCUCAGGUGAUACGAUCCUUGAAAUCGCCGAUCAGCCAUGUUGGUGCUGGAAACAACAGCUAACAACAUUGUUUACUACAUCUCCAUGCGUGUUUGCUUGGAUUUUAGUAUGUAAACAAAGUUAUUCGCUGUCACUCUUCUUCCCGCAGCUUGCUGCACGCUUACCUCACUCCUCGCCUAGUUACUGCCAAAGACAAAUCACCUUAGAACUCUAAGCACCUUGGACCAAUCCACGUCAAUCUCCGCUGGUGGUACAAUCAUCAUGCGACCUAGUUCCUGGUACUCCCGCAUGAACGAUAUAUAGCGUUGCUUGAAAUCAUUGUUACUGUCGAAUCUGCGUUCGAUCCAUCUCAAUCACCUGGUAGCGGCAACUAGAGAAUUUCCAAGUUUCAGCUUCGAAUCAUCCAUUGGUAAACGAACGAUGAAGCGACCUUCGUGCGAGCGUGUUAAGGUGGAGUUAAAUAGUUCCAUCAUCCUAUGAUCAUCCUUGGUGUGUUGCUUGGGACCGUGUAACUCCUGAUCUUCCCAAACUAAGCACAGAGUCCGAUAGAUAUCAACCUACUGCUGCAAACUGAUGACCGAAUGAUAGGUAUUUGAGCACAUUCUUGUUUCGAGAUUUUUCCUGUCACCAUACAUCCGAACACGGAACGCUGUGCCAUAGGCUUUCGUUGUGAUCCUUAACCUGUCCUAUUUGCAGCAUCAACAGGAACAUGUCGGCUCCAAGAAUAAUGUCUGUUGGGGCAGGUUUAUUGAACAGCGGAUUCCAAAUAUGGCAUGUUAGAUACGCUGAAACGCUGACACGGUAGAGUUGCCGUCAGCUUCCCCAAUAUGUAGGCUUGAGCAAUGAGCUUUGUUGUAUUUUCGAAACGUGAUGAGAUCACCAGUGUAACCUUGCCGGCGGUUUUGCUGACGACUUCUGCGCUGACACCAGUGAAGCGUUGCUGCGUCUCCAUCCAAGACGCCUGACGCACGCUUGUGUAAUGAGCGAUACUUGUGAACCACACUCCACGAGAAUUCCUACAUCGUGCAGUUUUCCAUUGCUCCCUUCCAUUCGUCCCGGGUUCGCUGAUGCUACUGCUGGUACUACACCGGUAUCCCGGCUUUUUAACAUCAUGUGUGCACAAUAAGGUGUGACGACGUUGCUUGCAAUCCGUAGAGCGACAAACAGACUUAGACUGGCAUCUCUUCGCUGUGUGGGAAGAGCGCAAACAAUUGAAGCACAGGUUUGAUGUUUGUGCUAACUCUCUGCGGACCGCUACAUCCAUUUCCUUGAACCGGUCACAGUGAAAGAUUGGAUGAUCCUUCGAACAUUUAGCGCACGUUGGUGAUGAGGAUUACACCUUUUCACCACCGUGUGCUUUCGGGUAUUCCUUUUUUACGACGUCUCCUUGGCUUGUCCGCUCCUUGAAGGCUGUGCACAUCUCGAGUGCAUCGCAGUGCUUCUGCAGGAACUCCAAGAAGUCUGUGAACGUUGGGCUAUCGACAUCAAAUCUAGAGCUGUUUUUCAUUACAUCAUAUCUAACAGAAACGUCAAACGGAGAAAAUCGCAUGUGAAAAUUCCCUUGUAACUUUUAAAUUUAUUUAAAAAUUAAAGCACAUAGAAGGCUAUUAAUUCAACCAUUAAUUCUGCAUUUACUCAUUGCAGGAUCGUAUAAGCAUAUUACAUGGUUUUACCGAGGACAAUAUAGAGAUAAUUGAUAAUAAUUAUUUUAUUACAUUUUGCCGAUCGUUUUUGCUAUUAUGCUCUUACAUAUGUUGUCUUGGCAACACCGUUUGUAGAUGGCACAUUUUACUAUGACGUUUUGACAGGCGGGCUUGUAGAUGUGAUGUGUUUCCAAUGCUGUAUUGCAAUCGAGAGUUUAGAUAUGAGGUUUGGUAUUUGAAAAAGAUGCUAACUACGGUCGACUUGGCAAAACAUCACAAUGCAAAACAUCACAUCUACAAAAUGUUAGCAAAACUUUGGUACACAGUAUGUGACAUUUUGACUUAAGAUUAAAUUAACACGUAAAGAGUUAUUAUCUAUUAUUUGUAGAUGAUAAAGAGUCAAUUCUUAGCUUGUAUUUGGCGUAAUAAACUCAGUUUGUUUACAUUUGUUAGAUAUGACGUUUUGAAUAAACGGUAUAGAAAUAUCUUCUGUACCCAUAAAGACCGACUUUCUUUGUUUAUUUUCUUUAGCAAUUAGUGGAUGAGCCACGGAUCUCUCGAUUCGAAUUCGUUUCCAAGAGCCUUGAGCUGUCGUAUCCCAUCAUCUGAGGUGGCCACUAGCUUUUUUAAUCUGUGUGUAGUUAACGUUGAUGGUUGAUCGAUGAACUCUCAAACCAGAGUAACACACAGUAUACUUCUUCUUAUUAUAAUACGCUUCCAAUGUCUCUCAGGCUUGUUUGUAAUUGGCGUCACUGAUGGGAAACGAACUGACCAUUUUCUUCGCCUCGCCAUCCAAGUACGAGAACAGAUACUGCAUUUUAAGCGAGUCAUUUAGAUCCGUCCUGCUGUGGAUCGUGCUAACGAACAAAUCCUUGAAUGAGUGCCAAUUCUUCCGUUCUCCCUUGAACAUCGGGAUGUUGAGCUGAGGAAGCUUCACGUUCAGUGGGUUGUUAUGAUUGGACACAUGCCCGGCAGCCGAAGCUGUUGUGGGAUGAAUUUGAUGCAUUAUCAAGGCUUGCUGUGUUUCUACAAGAUUCGCUUUAUCUGGAAGUAAACUUAAUCAAAUUUUAUUUCAUUUUCUUAUUAAAGACAAAAAUAUAAAGAAAAUGUGGUCGUUUCCAAUACCGUUGUUUGUAUGCCCUUUCAUACAACGUAUAUUAUUUUGCAAGAUCUACCUAAAUCAAUGCGGUAACACAUA
Molecule: messenger RNA, 12832 nt
Organism: Topomyia yanbarensis
Lineage: Eukaryota; Metazoa; Arthropoda; Insecta; Diptera; Culicidae
Gene: l(3)neo38
Product: zinc finger protein 410
Exons: 4
Coding region: 378-1934 (518 amino acids)
Biological process (GO): regulation of transcription by RNA polymerase II
Cellular component (GO): nucleus
Molecular function (GO): DNA-binding transcription factor activity, RNA polymerase II-specific; RNA polymerase II cis-regulatory region sequence-specific DNA binding
Source: RefSeq, a predicted model, not a curated record